GCUGAGUACUCAACAGAUUCAAUUCGCGAUACGGAAACCUCUCUACGGAAAUCCAAGCCGAGUCGUACCGAACCGAAAGUCCAAACCCUUGGAAAUCAUCCGGAAUCCAUAGCGAUCACGUAGCCAUGGAAAUACUGCGAAGCAAUGCCGGUAGCGGCGAGUCGGAGAUUGCCAAGUUCUAUGCCAACAAAACGAUCCUCAUCACUGGAGCCACCGGAUUUAUGGGUAAAGUUCUGGUGGAGAAGCUCCUGCGCAGCUGUGGGGAUCUGAAUGUCAUCUAUCUGCUGAUCCGCACCAAGAAGGGUCUGGAUCCCAGCGUACGGAAGGAGCAAUACUUCAAGUGUGUGAGUUUUAGCAAGCUGCUGGAGAAGAAUCCCGACAUCGUGGACAAGGUGCGCGUGGUAAAGGGCGAUCUGCUCGAGCCGGACCUUGGCCUGAGCGCCAAUGACAUCAACACACUCGCCUCCAAUGUGGAGAUUGUGUUCCACUGUGCGGCCAAUGUGCGCUUCGACCAGCCGCUGCGGCCCAUGGUGAUGAUGAAUGUGGUCGGCACCCUGAAGGUGCUGCGUCUGGCCGAAAAGAUGAGCAAUCUGCAGUCACUGGUGCAUGUGUCCACCUCGUACUGUCAGUGCAACGAGAGUGUGCUGGAGGAGCGCGCCUAUCCAGCGCCACAGAAUCCCUUCUCCAUCAUUGAAAUGGUGGAAACAAUGGAUGAUGCUGCUCUGGCGGAAAUAACACCCAAAUUACUAAAUGGCUUGCCCAACACGUACGCUUACAGCAAGGCACUGUCCGAAGAUCUAAUUUGCAGAUACAACACCAAACUGCCCAUUAUCAUCACACGGCCCUCCAUUGUAACGGCGGCCAUUAGCGAACCACUGCCAGGAUGGAUUGAGGGCGUUACCGGACCCACUGGCCUGAUGAUUGGUGCCGCCCGAGGUGUGAUACGAUCGAUGCACUGCAAUCCGCUGUACUCCUCCACAGUGAUACCUGUAGACAAGGCCAUCAACGGGUUGAUCUUGUGCGGCUAUCAGCGCGCUAAGGCUAGCAGCCAGGAGAAGGCGCCCAGCAAACGAAACGAGGUGCAGUUCUGCAACCUAUGCAUCUCCAAAAAGGCCCUGACGUCGUGGGGCGACAGCAUUGAGACGGGUCGUCGCUUCUUCUACGAGACUCCGCUAAGCUUCUCCCUGUGGUAUCCCGGAGGAUCCAUCAAGAAGAACUAUUACCAUCACCUGUUCUGCGUGAUAUUCUUUCACUAUCUUCCUGCCUAUUUUAUUGACUUUUUGAUGCUGAUCUCUGGCCAGAAGCCCUUCUUGGUGAAUGUGCAGCGGAAGGUGUCGAUGGGCCUGAAGCUACUGCAGUACUACACAACGAAAGACUGGGAAUUUCAGAACGAGAAAUUCCAGGAGAUGAGCAGCCAGCUGAAUGCUAUAGACGAGGAAAUGUUCGACACCUCUGUGGGCCAGCUCAAUUGGGAGACCUACAUCAGCACCUACAUCAUGGGCAUGCGCACCUACAUUCUAAGAGAGAGCCCGUCCACUCUCCCGUAUGCCCGCAAAGUGUUGCGGCGCCUCUACAUCCUGGACUGUGUCAGCAAGGUGCUGUUCUUCACCCUCACAUUCUGGUUCUUAUGGACACAUAUGGACGGUUUCGUGGAGAGUGGUGACGCCUUCAUACGGUCAUCACUUAGCAGUAUCUACCAUGAGCGGAACAACACAAUACACGCAUAAGCUUCUUUCUAAUAAUGUAAAUCAAAUAUAGACCCCAAGAUUUUCUUUAUUUUAA
This is a messenger RNA of Drosophila persimilis, 1782 nucleotides long. Its product is annotated as putative fatty acyl-CoA reductase CG5065. Gene Ontology annotation, molecular function: alcohol-forming very long-chain fatty acyl-CoA reductase (NADP+) activity. Gene Ontology annotation, cellular component: peroxisome. The record is from RefSeq and is a predicted model, not a curated record. Gene Ontology annotation, biological process: long-chain fatty-acyl-CoA metabolic process. The coding region runs from base 126 to 1727 and encodes 533 amino acids. The transcript has 6 exons. Lineage: Eukaryota; Metazoa; Arthropoda; Insecta; Diptera; Drosophilidae.